ACCUUUUGGACCAGACCCUCGGAAACACCAGCUGAUCAUUGAGAGUUGUUUCUUCUGAAUCUUGUUCUUGUUUCUGCCGUUUGACUCAACAUAACAGCCACAAUGAAUCAGAGCAAGGUUGACUUUGAGCCUUUCCAGUAUUCCUACUAUGAUUAUUCAGACUGGAACGCCAACCCAGAGCCAACCCAACCACAUAAAGAAGUUAUUUUACCAUGUGACCCAACAGCAGGUGACAAGCUCUUCCACACAUGCAUGUUAUCCAUAUCCCUUGUGGUCAUGUUGGUCCUGGCGGCUCUCACCAGGAAGCAUAAACUCUGUCAGGGCUUCUCCAGAGGCUCCUCCAGUAUCUUCAGUCCGGCCAACUUCCUGGACCAGACUCAGCAGAAGGGGCUGAUCAUGGCUGUUUUUGGGCUGGUGUUCAGCAAGCUGGCCAUGCUGAUGAUCGCCCCAGACCCUCUGCCUUUCCUUAAAGACACUCCACCAAACAUUAAAGAAUACAUGAAGAUUAUAAGUAUUUUCUACUAUCCGGUCCUGUACUAUCCUCUGCUGGUUUGCGGGACCUUGCAGCAUACCGCAGGCUACGUGUUCGGGGCGCUCCUCUCCUUCACACACUUCGGAGUGCUGGUGUGGCAGAAGUUUGACUGUCCAAAAACUCCAGAGAUCUACAAGUACUACGCUCUGCUCGCGAGUCUGCCUCAGCUGGCCUGCCUAGUAUACCUCUGUGUUCAGUUUCCUGUGCUGUUUGUCAAAGGACCAAAGACCGAUGAGGACCUUGACAGCAGCUACUACACCAACUAUGUGAAGAUGCUGCUGAAGAAAACUCCCUCAUCUGUCAGCUCCUCUGCAGCAGACAAACCACCACUCAUAAAGAGAAUCCUAGAAGUGCCCAAGAGUUACAUUUAUGUUCCUGAGAAAGUGUUUCGUUUCCCGCUAAAGCUGGCGGUGUCGUCUUUUGUCACAUGUGUGGCCAUCUAUCACACCGCCCUGUUGUUGGUUGUCCUGGUAGUCCCCACGCUGCACAUCGUCCGAGCAGGAAUUGAUGAGAACAUCGCCUUCCUGUUGCUGGGGUUUGGGAUUGUCCUAUCAGACGACAGAAUGGAGGUGGUCAGAAUUGUAACUUUCUACACGUGGUUGCUGGAAGUGUGCUAUCUCUGUGCCAUGACUCUGUCCUGUUUGGUCAGUGUUAUUAUGCUCAUGAGGUCCAUGCUCCUGCACAGAUCAAACCUAAAGGGUCUGUAUAAGGGAGACGUUUACAGGAUUUAUAACAGCCAGAAGACUAUCUGUCCAUCAAAAGCAGGUGUUGUCUGCUGGAUGGGUUUAACAGGAUACCAGGCUGCUAUCGUCUGCCUCGGAAUGGCCAUCCAGACCGUCGUGUUCUUCAUCUGCUUCUUGUUUCUGGUGUUUCUACUCAUCAUCCCUGUUUUUUAUGGCCGUAACCUGAUUGUGUUUGAAAUAGCAGGAAAGUCAUGGCCAGCCUGGGUGACGGUUAUUCUGGUGACAAUCCUUCAACAUGUGACUGCCAAGUUGUUCUUUAUCAAAAAGGAAUCUGGAACCAGAGAUCUAAAUAACAGAGAGAGCCUAUUCCUGAUGACCUACCUGCUGUUUGUGGUCAACAUCGUGGUGGGACUGAUAGUUGGAAUUUGGAGAAUCGUGAUAACAGCUUUGUACAACAUCAUCCAUUUUGGUCGUAUUGACAUCAGUCUGCUGCACCGCACUGCGGAGUCCUUUGAUCCUGCCUACCAUUACUACACCCACUUCCUGAAGGUGGAGGUGAGUCAGACACACCCCGUGUUGAAGGCUUUCUGUGGAUUGUUGCUGGACAUGAUGGUUGAGGUUGGUAGAGCUGGACCGAAGAUGAAAGAUGCAGAGGAAGGGAUUCAGGAGAACAGGCCCAACAAGGCAACCAGCCGCCAGAGGAUUCACACUCGCUGGCAGCUGCUGUACACGCUGGUGAACAACCCGUCCCUUCUGGGCUCCAGGAAACACUUCCAGACGCUGCAGACCUCUGACAAUAUUCUGAAUGGCACACCAAACCGCAGGUCAAGAAAAAGCAGUCAGAAGGAGUCUGAAAAAUCAGAAGCAGAACCAGUACAGACCUCUGAGAUACCAUCGAACCAAGAUUAAAGUGAUUUGGACGUUGGAAGUAAUUAUAUUUGGUUUAUUAGAUAGAAACUGGUGGGGAACAAAUUUAGAAUGAAUUAACAUUAUUUAAAUAUCAUAUAAAGGCCAGUUUAAAAGUUUUUUUUAAACAAACUGUUAGUCAAUGGGAGCGUUUGGUCAGUUUCAUAAUUAGCAACGAAAUUAAUUUCAAGAACAUGAUCCCGGCCCAGUGAUGAACUGAAUCAAGGGAUCGACAACCAAGACCAGAUCUGGAAUUUAUUACAGCUGUGGUCAGACAUUUCCUUGUCAUGGACAUGGAUAUCAAUGAGUAAUUUGAAUGGAUCUCAUGGGUUUUCUUGCUGUCAUUCAGGGUCAUUGGUAUCGAUAGCAAUCACAUUAAUAAAUACAACAAAAGAUAAAAAAAAUAUGCUGGCAAGGUGGCCUGGAGAAUCAGGGUGGAAUGUCUCCAUCUGGAACUCCUGGAGGCUGAUAAGGCUUUUCAGCUUGACCAGCUCAGCCUGGAGGCAAGAGAGCUCCCCUGGGUGAUCCGCAGGCUCUGUCCCUUUGUCUGGCAUCGAAGGUGCUGACUGGACUGGAGACGGAGGCUGGGGGUCCAAGCUGGAGCAUAGAGCGGGGGCCUCUGAGGUCGAUGGCACCACUCAGCUAUCUCGACCCCGCUGUCUGGUCCCUCUCGUGGCACCCCUGGAGUGGGAGGAGACCUUGGGAGGGGUGUGUCUCAGCUGACUGCGCUGAUCGCGGGACAUCCUCGCAACCCCCUCUGGAGUCUGACUCACUGAGGAGCUGGAGGUGACGUCAGCAGUGGUUGCGGCGCACCCGUGGCGCAGCUCCGGGGCUGGAGAAGACGGCGGGGCUUGGGUUCCCUCCCAGCACCGUGGACCAACUCCAGGAGAUCACAUGGCCAGUCUGGUGCCCUCGUAGGGGGAGUGGUCCAGCUGCACCUCCCAGCCCAACCUCCCAUCUGGAUGCGGGAGGGCAGAGAAGAUCACUGAGGCCGAGGUUCGGCACCAGCGGCGAGGCGGCGCUGGAGGAGGGGAAGCUGGCUGAUAGCUGGGAGUGAGCCACUGCAGCAGGCAUUCCCAGGGAAGAAUUUCCCAUGAUGCAGAUGAGUUGAACGGUUGAGGUGAGGAUCCGAAUGCAGGGGAAAGAAAAGCAGGCUGAUACGGACAUUCAAAAGGGUUUUAAUUAGAAACACGUGGGACAAUAAAACAAUGAACGGACAGGGAACACAGAACUGGGAGGGUUUAAAUACAAGAGGAGCUGGGAUCUAAAGUGACUGGGAGACGAGAGGCAGGUGGGAGCAAUUAGGGAAGACACAGAAUUGAACAGAGAGUGGGGAGACAGGACAGGUUGUGACAGUGUGACACCGGGCAGUGUGGCUUUUUACAUCAGCUCAUUCUCCGUGGUCGAAGAUCAGCGGGACAGUAGCUACAUGCUAACCCUAAGCUAACGGAGUUGUUUCGAGUGUUUUUAGCAAGAAAAACGUGCUAAAGCAAGUCCAAUGUGAAGGCCUCCGGCCUGCUCAGUAACAAAAUCAUAGCUAGGUAAGCUGACCGAGGAUAUCAGUCUUCGCUGGUCCACCACGGUCAAAGGUCUGCGAAUCCACCGUUGUUGAUGGUCCUAUCUCUGGGAGCAUCUACUCGGCUACCAGCGCUGUGUCGACACGAAGCCAAAAGCAAUAUCGACACUCCUAGAGCCGGGACCGUCGACAACGGAAACGGGAACAUCCAGCCGCCUGCUCCAACAACCGUUCCCGGGCAGGAGACAGGAGAAGUUGGGCACCUGCUCACGUUUCUUAUGCAGCACCACUAACAUGUUUGACCAAGUGGUUAAAUGACACAGCAUUCACCACCAUUCAACCAGCAAAAUAAAAUACAGAAAUAUAGUUUUGAUCUGUUAUCAAUAACCACAGCUUGCCCUCUGAUUAACAUCCAAACACGAACAAACAGAAGACACAACUAAAGUUCAGAGAGUCAAAAUGGCCGAACAUCUAUUAACGUGAGACCCUGGCUGAGGCCUUUCCCUUGAGCUAGCUCUGAAGUCACGUGGCUCUGAUGCUCAUUAAUUAUUCAGAAAUUUAAGAAUUAAGUCACACUUAAACAGAAGAGUUAUCAUGAAUGUAAACUAGAUCUAUUCUUUUUGAACCAGGCUGUAAACAUGCUUAUUUCUGCCGUGAAAUUGGCUUUCUUUACAUGGGACUCAAUGAGGAUUUGCUCACAUCCCCUGGUGGAGUGGUGAACUGUAGGUAUGGCUGCACUUGGGAACAGUUUGGUUGUUUAACCCUCCAAUCAAACCCCUCAAUGCUGAGUGUCAAGCGGGGAGGCAUCGAGUCCCAUUUAUAAAGGCUUUGGUAUGACUUGAACCCACAAUCUCAGGGUGGACACUCAUACUAUUAGGCCAUUGAGCCAGAUGAGUCAUGAUUUUAGCUCCUGGAGUGUUUAAUUUGUC
Nothobranchius furzeri (turquoise killifish) is the source of this 4566-nucleotide messenger RNA. Its product is annotated as receptor for retinol uptake stra6. Lineage: Eukaryota; Metazoa; Chordata; Actinopteri; Cyprinodontiformes; Nothobranchiidae. The record is from RefSeq and is a predicted model, not a curated record. Gene Ontology annotation, molecular function: retinol transmembrane transporter activity; signaling receptor activity. Gene Ontology annotation, cellular component: plasma membrane. Gene Ontology annotation, biological process: vitamin A import into cell.